Messenger RNA from Stomoxys calcitrans (stable fly), 926 nucleotides. RefSeq names its product dihydropteridine reductase (gene Dhpr). Gene Ontology annotation, biological process: L-phenylalanine catabolic process; tetrahydrobiopterin biosynthetic process. The transcript is spliced from 4 exons. Lineage: Eukaryota; Metazoa; Arthropoda; Insecta; Diptera; Muscidae. Bases 89 to 796 code for a protein of 235 amino acids. Gene Ontology annotation, molecular function: NADH binding; NADPH binding; 6,7-dihydropteridine reductase activity. The record is from RefSeq and is a predicted model, not a curated record. Gene Ontology annotation, cellular component: cytoplasm.
AAAAAAAUCAAGAAUAAAAGUACAUUGUGCAUUCGUUUUCCAGACAGCUUUCAGUUCGGGUGUUUUAUUUAGCAUUAAUUAAUAAGCGAUGUCGGUCGGUCGUGUGUUAGUUUAUGGAGGUAAAGGGGCUUUGGGUGCAGCUUGUGUUUCUCAUUUUAAAAGUAAUAAUUAUUGGGUUGGCAGCAUAGAUUUAAGCGAAAAUGAACAGGCCGAUGUUAGCAUUGUUGUUCCUAGAGACGGUUCAUGGACUGAACAGGAGCAGCAUGUUCUUGCUAAAGUCGGUGAUGUCCUGCAAGACCACAAACUGGACGCCGUUAUUUGCGUGGCAGGGGGCUGGGCUGGCGGCAAUGCAAAAAAAGAUUUAGCAAAAAAUGCCGACUUAAUGUGGCGUCAAAGCGUGUGGACAUCGACAAUAUCUGCCGCUGUCGCAGCUCACUACUUAAAAGAUGGUGGCGUAUUGGCAUUGACUGGAGCUAAGCCAGCAUUGCAAGGAACGCCAGGAAUGAUAGGAUACGGCAUGUCUAAAGCAGCGGUCCACCAACUUACACGUUCUUUGGCCGGAUCUGAUUCCGGUAUGCCAACUGAUUCUCUAGUUGUUUCAAUUCUUCCCGUCACAUUGGAUACCCCGAUGAAUCGUAAAUGGAUGCCAAAGGCUGACUUUACUACAUGGACUACCUUAACUGAAGUUGCAGAACUAUUUCAUAAAUGGACCAAAGGAGUGGAACGUCCAAAAUCAGGCUCAUUGCUACAACUCAUUACCAAGGACUCAAAAACUAAGUUGGUUGACAGCGAAUAAGUUAUAGGUUAUUUAAAGCUUCCAACUUUUGGGACCAACAUAAUGAAUCAGUCUUUAGAUAUGUUGUUAAUAUGUGUUUAAUUAUUUUUUGUAUGUGUGUGUAGUAUAAGCUUCUUCUGCGACCAGAAAG